AUGACCGGCACAGCCGCGACUGAGGCAGAAGAAUUCCGCCAGAUCUACGGCAUGGAAGUCAUCGCAGUGCCGCCCUACCGAAAACUAAUACAAGGUAUACCGCACUACAAACUAAAUGCAGUUAACCACCAACAGGAAGCUGAAAUAAUUGCUCAGGCCGGACAAUUAGGUACCAUAACUAUUUCAACCAACAUGGCUGGGCGGGGAACCGACAUUAUUUUAAGUGAAGAAAGCAAAAAAGCCGGGGGGCUACUAGUAAUCGGAGUAGAGAGAAACACUAGUCGCCGGAUAGACAAUCAGUUGAGAGGUCGGGCCGGACGACAAGGAGACCCAGGCAAAAGUCAAUUCUACGUUUCAUUAGAAGACGAACUAAUAAAAAAUUUCUCGGUAAAAGAAAGCAUAGGAACAUUCCUUACUUCCCAACAACUAAAAGAACUUUUUCACCGCCCCUUGAGCGGAAAA
This is a messenger RNA of Paraglomus occultum, 462 nucleotides long. The record is from the annotation of a GenBank genome assembly. Lineage: Eukaryota; Fungi; Glomeromycota; Glomeromycetes; Paraglomerales; Paraglomeraceae.